Messenger RNA from Elgaria multicarinata webbii, 3917 nucleotides. Its product is annotated as von Willebrand factor A domain-containing protein 7-like. Lineage: Eukaryota; Metazoa; Chordata; Lepidosauria; Squamata; Anguidae. The record is from RefSeq and is a predicted model, not a curated record. The transcript is spliced from 17 exons. The coding region runs from base 27 to 2891 and encodes 954 amino acids.
UAUUUAAUUGGCAGGAUGGUGGGGAAAUGCUCCAGACCAGUGGCAGGCAGGCAGAGAGAGACCUGUGGAUCCUGCCCUUCUCUGCCCUAAACCCGCUCUCUGCUGCAAAGAAUAUGCUGCUCCCCACAGUCCUCCCUUUGCUCUUCUGCUUUGGCGUAGCACGCGGAUUCCGCCCCAACCACGAAUCGGGGGGCAUUGCUCCAACGGACUUCACGGAUGCCGACAUUACGGAAAAGGCGGUGCUUCAAGCUGUUGCCUGGUUCAUGGAGAAGAACCCCCUUCCUGGAAGGCCUCUCAUGGAUCCAGGAGCACUAGACGAUAAAACUGCGACUGAAAUAUUCAAGGCUUACUUCCAAGCUGACGUCUCCCCUAAUCGGUUAAUGAAAGCUAUUCAGGAAAUUGUCGACGGGAAUAACGAAGUGGAGAUGCACCACGGCGAAGACAGCAGUUUCUUCUUCAGCUGCGAAGAGAUUGCCAAAAGUAUCAAGCAGCUUCGAGUUUUGCAGAAGUCUAUGUUCUCCAGUCUGGAAAAAAACCCUCUGACCACAGCAGAUUUGGAAUCGGCUCGUCUAAGUGCUGGGAAAGCCCUCCAUGUGCUCCAAAAAUUCUACAGCAACACCAACUGGGUUGAAAUGGGAAAUGACGAACCGUAUCACUUCCUGAUAAACGAAGAUAGUUCUUCUGCACCUGUGACACCUCCUUCUGAGCAAACGUGCAGAGACUGCAUCAAAGAAAUAAACGGCAAGUACUCAUGUAAGAAUAACCUGGUGACUGUCAAGGAGAUCACAAGUGGGUACAAGUUAUCAGCAACAUGCAAGGGAAAACCACAAGGCAAAUGUGGACAUGGUGGGAAAGACGAUGUGACCCAAGAUGACUUUCCCACUGGGGGCAUUAACAAAGAGACCUCCAACCCUUUGCUCUCUCCACAUUCUGAUUUGCAUUCCCGAGCUGCUCAGCUAGCCAUAGAAGCCACAAAGAAUUUCUUUGUCGAAGAUGAUGCUAGUCUCUAUACCCAGGUGGGGGAAAAUAUUUUCCGGAAAUUUUUCAACUUGCAAGGCUUCUCCCUCGCCUUCGUGAUCGACACGACUAGCAGCAUGACGAGUGAAAUCGCGGAGGUCAAAGCAGCCUGCGUUGAAAUACUCCAGAAUUACUCCAAGUCCCCGGAUGCACCCUACAACUACAUUCUCGUGCCCUUCAAUGACCCAGAUGUUGGCCCUGUCUUUAAGACCAAUAAUGUGAACAUGUUUGAAUCCCAGAUCGCUAACCUCACCGUUGUUGGUGGAGGUGACUGCCCGGAGAUGUCGUUAUCCGGCCUGAAGUUGGCUCUUCAAGAGAGCUUGCCAAGCUCCAAAAUCUUCACCUUUACCGAUGACUUUGCUAAGGAUGCACACCUGAAGGAAGAUAUUGAAAUCCUCAUUGAAAAAACAGAAUCGGAAGUGAACUACUUUCUCACGGAGAAUCAUUGUCGGAGCAGCCGAAGUACUGACAGGAGAACCAGGGUUCGUGAGAGAAGUUAUGACAACCUCUACGAAGAACUAGCUGCGUUUUCUGGUGGCUCUUAUGUGAAAACCAAGAAAUCUGACCUCUCUCAGGUCCUGCGCAUAAUGGAGCUCUCUCUGAAUGCUGCCCCGGUUAAGGUGGCUCUUGCGCGUCUGGAUGGGACGCAGUUCCCCUUCCCGGUGGAUGAGACCCUCACAGAAAUCACCGUCUCAGUCAAAAGCAUCAGCUUCUCCUCUGGAUUCAGCAUGACUGUGCAGCAGCCCUCAGGUGCCCCGUUGGCUUCCACUCACAUGGUGAUCAACACGGACACCCACAAGGUUGUGAAGGUGUCUCCUAUCAAGGAACGGGGUUCGUGGACUGUGACCGUCUCUCGCAGAGGCAUCUUCGAAGUGGAAAUCGGGGGCAAGAGCUUGCUUGACUUUUCCUACCAGAUUAUGGAAAAGCAGAAAGAAUAUGUGCUUCCAAUCCAAGGACGACCUGUGACAGGAAUGAGCUACACUGUAUCCAUGAAGCUGCUGGGGGAUUCCAAAGGCGGUCAAGUCCAGCGACUGGUACCCAUUUCUGACCUGGGGAUCCCCAUAGGCUCUGUCUCUAUAAACCAAACUUCUGAUGCCCUCGGCAAUACUUUGGCCAUUGCUUCUCUUUCUGUUGAUACCCCGUCAUUCCUGCUCAGCGUGGAAGGCCUGUCUCCAGGCGGCCUGCCCUUUUCACGACUCAGCGCCAGCCCCAUCCGCGCAGAGAGCGUCCAGAUCGUGCUCUUGCCAGGCCAAAACCUCACCGUAUCAGCCGGCAGGACCUUGGAGAUCUCUGUUAAGGUGGUGAAUGCCGGGCAACCUGGUAUGUUCAACUUCAAAGUCUGGGAUGACCUGAAUUUCCUGAAGAGCUUCAGCCCGAAUAAUAAAUUCCUAAAUUCAGGAAAGGACGUCACUCUCACGGCAACCUUCUUGGCAGCCAUAGACAACAGCAUGUAUAACUCCAGCACUGCAACGUUCCUAGCUACAAGCGUAAGAGCCCAGAACUACCUGAAACUGCCCAUCACCGUCAUCCCUGAGACUGCCCUGGAAAUUGACAAGAUCCCACCAGUCCACAAGCUUCUAAAAUUCAACAUGCCUUGUGCAGCCAUCAGCCAGACCAGCCCCGACUGCUCUCACCACAUUUGGCGGAUGACGUUUUCCGCUAAAGGCGAUCACAGCGCUGUCAAUGUCCAAGUCGCCUCAAACCCUUCUGGUCUGGCUUGCUAUCCAGGGGAGGCUGGUGAUGCCAAGGAUAUCGUCUGUGACUAUAAGUCGAACUGCUGUUCUCCUUCCGCAGAGGUCCUGAUUAACGAUGGGGACGGGAACAUGGACACUUUCACUGUGGAUUACAAGACGCCCCAUCUUACGGCAGCCUAGUGAAUUGCAACACACACGAACAUAUAGGAAGCUGCAUGUGUACUGACGCAGAUCAGGGAUCCCUCUAGACCAGGACUACCCACUGUAGGAGCUGGCAACCAGCUGCAUGCAAGUCUGCCCGCUUAGGUCCUUGAUGUCCCCAUCACUGCCGCCACUUCUGCUGCUGCUUCUGCCUCCUGCCAUGCUCAGCAGCUAGGAAACAGGAAGUGGGCAGAUCAGGAGAAUUAUUUCCCUUUCUGCCGAGUUCCUGAUUUCUUGCUGUUGAAGUGAGUUUGGUAGGAGGCAGAAGUGGAAGUAUUGUGGGCGGAGAGGCAACAGAGGUCCUAGUGAGCACACUUGGGGGGGGAUGAGUGGGGGGGACACAGCAGAGGUAAGAAGGGAUGUAGCCGGGGUAGGGUGACCAUAUGGAAAGGAGGACAGGGCUCCUGUAUCUUUAACAGUGGUAUAGAAAUUUCAGCAGGUGUCAUUUGUAUGCAUGCAGCACCUGGCGGAAUUCCCUUUCAGGGGAUAAAAGCAGCAGGGGUGGGGAUAUGAAAGGAGAGGCAGCAGGGGAAAGCGAUAAAGAGGGGAGGAAGAAGAAGAGGAAGGGAGGAAAAAAGAUGGGAAUCCUAGAAGAAUGAGGGCAAGAAAAUGUGCCCAUGCAACUGGAAAAAAAAGUAUAAGAUGCCCACUCCCCACGUCCAAACAUGUAAAAUGGAACUCCCUUCCCAGGGAGGCUAGGCUGGCUCCCUCUGGGCUACAGUUUCAGAGGCAGGCAAAAACUUUUUUGUUUCAGCACGUUUUUGGAACUAUACUGGACCUGUGUUAAUGUAUUGGAUUCCCCCCCCUUUUUUUUUUUUUUAACCUAUUACAGUUUUUAAAAAUUUAACAUGUUUUUAAUUUUACUGUAGGUUUAAUUCUAUUUUAAGUUUUGUAAUUUAUAUUUAUAUGUUUUAAUCUUGUAAACUGCCUUGAGUCCCAGUACUGGGGAAAAGGUGGGAUAUAAUAAAAAUAAUAAUAAUAAUAACAACAAUAACAACAAUAACA